CUUCGAGUCUCUUCAAUCUGUAAUGACAGCAAGAUUGGCCGUGUUGACUCUGUUUGUCUAAUCUACGCAAUAUGGAGCAAUUCAAGAAACCUCAAAUUGUGGUUCGGCGAUGGCCGCCGUGACCAAACGCCGUAGUUAGCGCGGAAGCUUAGUCAUUUCACCGGUAUUUUACGCAUCUAUAAAUAUUCUCAACAUUCUAUUCUGCUCAUUCUAUUCCUUCUUUCCCCGCAGCUAUACCUUGUCACCUUUUCUUAUCACUGCAGAACCCAUGGCUUCCGUGAACGAUCUGACCUUCAAGGUAUGGGUCCAAUCGCUUUUGGAACCUGGAUAUCUUCUACUCUGGGCUAUGUCAUAUUAUGUUAAGGUCAAUCUGGAAGCUGUCUUCAAACGAGGCGAGAUCCUUGCUCCACUUCUCCAGUCCGGAAGACUUCGUGACGAGGCCUUUGGCCGAUUCUGGGUUACCUUUAGUUACACCAUCCAAUCCCAACCCCCAACAACCCAAACCGGAGUUCAGAAGUCCUCGGACCUGAUCCCGCCUGUGCUAGCGCAUGCAUCAGGUCUAGUCCUGGACGUCGGCCCGGGAACAGGAACCCAAAUGCCUCACUUACGCUCCCCCGCUAUCAAGGCAAUCUACGGCGCCGAGCCCUGCAACGGCCUUUACGCGGAACUACGCUCUAGGGCCAACGCUGAAGGCAUAGGCGAGAAUUACCACAUUCUCCCUUGUAGCGUCGUCGCCUCGGAACUUGUCCCCGCUCUCCAGAAAGAAGGCCUUCUACCUGCCGAAACAACCGCCAUCGAUCAAUCGACGGGUGUUUUCGACACCAUCAUCUGCGUCCGUGUACUCUGCUCCGUUCCCAAUCUGGAUCAGUCCGCUAGGGAUCUGUACUCUUUGCUUCGGCCCGGGGGAAAGAUUCUGGUCGCCGAACAUGUGGUUAAUCCGUGGCAGACGGCGAAGGGGUCCGUGAUUGCAAGGAUCAUGCAGGCUGUUUAUGGGCUCUUGGGCUGGAGCUGGUAUCUGGGGGAUUGCCGAAUGAAUCGGGAUACGGAGAAAGCGUUGAGGGGUGCUGCAGAAGGGGAUGGCGGGUGGGAGUCUGUGGAGGUAGAGAGGUGGUUUGAAAGCACCUGCAUGCCGUAUAUUGCUGGGGUUUUUGUUAAGAGAGGGUAGGUUUAUGCUAGUUAUGGGGAUCUUAUUUGGUAUUUAUGUUUAUGAAUUGGUGCUCGGUUGAGCCUAGCGACUUGUGUGGUUGUCUACCCUUUGCACAUACUCUUGAUAGGCGAGGUGCGCGGAGUUUGUCUGAUGAUUAUCUGUUUGGAACCGAGGU
This is a messenger RNA of Aspergillus alliaceus, 1322 nucleotides long. Its product is annotated as class I SAM-dependent methyltransferase. The coding region runs from base 269 to 1165 and encodes 298 amino acids. The transcript has 3 exons. The record is from RefSeq and is a predicted model, not a curated record. NCBI's taxonomy places the organism in Eukaryota, Fungi, Ascomycota, Eurotiomycetes, Eurotiales, Aspergillaceae.